Molecule: messenger RNA, 942 nt
Organism: Microtus ochrogaster (prairie vole)
Lineage: Eukaryota; Metazoa; Chordata; Mammalia; Rodentia; Cricetidae
Gene: Sdr9c7
Product: short chain dehydrogenase/reductase family 9C member 7
Biological process (GO): steroid metabolic process
Cellular component (GO): intracellular membrane-bounded organelle
Molecular function (GO): oxidoreductase activity
Source: RefSeq, a predicted model, not a curated record
AUGGCGGCCCUCACGGACCUCUCUUUUAUGUACCGCUGGUUCAAAAAUUGCAAUCUGGUUCGAAACCUCUCAGAGAAGUACGUCUUCAUCACGGGCUGCGACUCUGGCUUUGGGAACCUGUUGGCCAGGCAACUGGUUGACCGGGGUAUGAAAGUGCUCGCUGCUUGCCUCACGGAGGAGGGGGCCCAGAAACUCCAGCAGGACACCUCCUACCAGCUGCAGACCAUCCUCCUAGAUGUCACCAAGACUGAGAGCAUCAAGGCCGCAGCCCAGUGGGUGAGGGACCAAGUGGGCGAGCAAGGCCUCUGGGCCCUAGUGAACAACGCUGGUGUGGGCUUGCCUAGUGGCCCCAAUGAAUGGCUGACCAAAGAAGACUUCGUGAAAGUGAUCAACGUGAACCUGGUGGGACUGAUUGAAGUCACCCUGAACAUGCUGCCUAUGGUCAAGAAAGCCCGGGGCAGGGUGGUCAACAUGUCCAGUUCCGGUGGGCGUGUGGCCGUCAUCGGUGGUGGCUACUGUGUCUCCAAGUUUGGUGUUGAAGCCUUCUCUGAUAGCAUCAGGCGAGAGCUUCAUUUCUUUGGGGUGAAGGUUAGCAUUAUUGAGCCGGGGAACUACCGGACAUCCAUCCUGGGCCAGGAAACUCUGCAAUCACGCAUGAAGAAGCUGUGGGAUCGGCUGCCGCAGGAGACCCGGGAUAGCUACGGAGAGGAGUAUUUCCGUGUCUAUACUGAAAAGCUGGCUAACUAUAUGCAGCUGGCACAUCCAAAACUCAGCGAUGUCACCAACAGCAUGGAGCAUGCUGUUGUCUCCAGGAGUCCCCGAGUCCGCUACAACCCUGGCCUGGAUGUCAAGCUUCUCUAUCUCCCCCUGGCAAAGUUGCCCACGUCUGUGACAGACUUCAUCCUGAGCCGAUACUUGCCGAGGCCAGCAGACAGUGUUUGA